AUGAAUCCUGGAGAUGGUGUGAAUAUGGGGCCUCAAGGCCCUCCUGGCGCCUCGAGCUCUGGGGAUGGCGGUGCAAUGGCCGAGCAGGUGGAUCGACUUGUUCGGCAGCGGCUUGAGCAAGCCUUCGAUGGUGUUUUCGGAAGGCUGCUGCGCACGACAGAAAAAGCUGCAGCUGCUGCAGAGGCCCAGGCCUCGAUUGUCAAGUCAGACAAUCUUGUCAAAGCUUUGAAGGUUGAAGCUUGGAAGCCAGCAACUCGUGAGGAGGAGCUGAAGACAUGGAAGGAAUGGUAUUUUCAAUUUUCAACUUGGGUAAUUGCCAAUGACCCCAAGUACGAGGACGAGCUGAGCAGCAUCGAUGUCAAUGACCCCGUGGACCACGACCUCCUUGAGGAUGAGAGCGUGGCGAGAAGUCAGAAGCUGUAUGGUGUCCUGUGCAGCCUUGUCAAGGGCAGGCCGUUGCUCUUGAUCAAGAAUCUGGAAAGCAGCCGCAGCGGGUUUGAAGCAAUCCGUCUCUUGAAGCAGGAGAUGGAGCUGCGGGAGAAGGCCAGAAGUCUGGCCCUCAUGAGGCAGCUGGCCUCAUGGCAGUUUUCAACGACUGGAGGCCUGCACGAACAGCUGGUGAAGUACGAAGAAGCUCUUCGUACCUACGAGGCAAGCAGUGGCAAGUCCUUCCCCGAAGAUUUGGUCAUGGCAACAGUGGUCACCGGCUUGAAAGAACCCUUGAAGAGCCAGGUUCAACUUCGAAUGGGCUCCUCCACAAAGUACAGCGAUGUCCGAGAAUGGAUCCUCCAGUAUGAGAGCUUGAAUGCCCCUUGGAGCUCUAGUCUUUCAGUUCGAGCUCCUGGCGGUGAUGGCCCGCAACCUAUGGAGGUUGACCAGGUGAAGGCCAAGGACAAGGACAAGGGCAAGGCAAAGGACAAAGGAAAGCGGUCCAAGGGCAAGCCAAAAGGAAAAGACAAAGGAAAGUCAAAGACAAAGAAUGUGGACGGCAAGGGCUGGUCUUGGCCUGGUUCUGGAAAAGGAUGGGGUUCUCAGUCUUGGUCUGGGAAUUUUGGAAAGAACGCAGGCGGCAAGACCAAAGGCAAGAAGAACAACGAUUCUGCUUGCCAUUUGUGUGGCCAAGUGGAUGAUGACGACCUGGCAGGGUUCAGCCUUACUAGCCCAGACGUCCUUGUCAUCAAGGCAACUUCAGAAGCUAAUCACCCUGCUCCCCUGCCUGUGCAUACAAUGAACGCCACGGAUGACGAUGGCGAUUGGACCUUCCCCGACUACAUGACCCUGGACAACUUUCUUCCAGUUGGCGUUCUUGCUGUCCAGUCCCAGGGUCUCUGCCACGAGAAGGUCGAGGUUGUGGUCGACAGUGGUGCCGAUGUGUCCGUUGCGCCCUUGAAGUACCGCAACGUUGGCAAGCCAGCUAAAAGGUCCCAUGUUGUCACGCACGAUGCCCAAGGCAAGAGAAUCCCUGAGACCCAAAGUCGUGUCAUUGACAUCGAGGUUGAAGACGAGCAGGGUGAGAAGGUCACCAUCCGUGAGAAGUUUGCCAUUGCGAAGGUGGGUUCAGUUAUUCUUUCUCUAGGCCGUCUUCUUCGAUGGGGGUGGCAACUUGGUCAUGGACCCAAUGGACCUGUGAUCACCAGGGGCAUGUGCAAGCUCCCCAUUCACCUUCGGAGGAACACCUUGACAAUGCUUGCCGUUAUCUCAACGAUCACUGCCUGCUCCGUUUCAUCGUUUGACACAGGGAGUCUUCCUCCUGAAGUUGAAGAUUGUGUUGCCUUGCCAGGGUGGCACAUUGUUCCCAGCAGGCUCCCUGUGAAAGUUCAGCACUCCACCUCUGAGAUCGACCUCGACGAGUACAUAUGGAGCGCCCAAGAUUGGCAGUGGGCAGCGGUCUUUGUGAAGGUCGAAGAGUCCAAGGGUGUCCCCCACGUGGAGACCUAUGGGUGCAAGUCGCUGCCAUGCAAAGACCUCUUGAGCUCCCCUGGCAACAUCUUCAAGGAGCCCGUUGACGAGUCAAUGGAUCCAAUGCCAGAUGGUGAGGAGCUUGAAGGGGUGAGACUUUGCCUUGACACCCCCCUCAAGGACCUCCGAGAACUUUGCAAGAAGUUAGGCCUCCCCACCAGCGGUGCCAAGAACAAGCUGCUCAGGCGGCUUCGUCUCCACCAUGAGGUCCUCGAGAAGCAGAUGACCACAGAAGUUGCCAAGAAGAUGUUUGAGGAGCAGCAACGUGAUCCUGACACCCCUCGGGCUCCUGUUCUACCUUCUGCUCGACAACAAGAACUUCACUCUGUGACCCACCAACCUUUUGCACCAUGGUGUCAAGCCUGUGUCCUUGGGCGUUCCAAGCAGUCGCCCCACACCAAAGAUAAGCCACCAGAGGGUGAGGAUGUCAGUGCAGUUCGCAACGUUCCGAAGAUCCAGGUCGACUACUGCUACACCUUCACGAAGGAAAAGCAUGAGCGUGAAGCUCCACCUGCUGAGGGGCACGAUGGUCAAGCCAAUGACCCUGAAGCAGCUCAAGACCCAGAAGGCGUGGACAAGCCGAACAUGAAGGAUCAAUAUGGUCUCAGUGACAAGGGAAAUAAAUAA
Symbiodinium pilosum is the source of this 2586-nucleotide messenger RNA. NCBI's taxonomy places the organism in Eukaryota, Dinophyceae, Suessiales, Symbiodiniaceae. The record is from the annotation of a GenBank genome assembly.